Messenger RNA from Fundulus heteroclitus (mummichog), 1854 nucleotides. It is a transcript of the gene wrap73, whose product is annotated as WD repeat containing, antisense to TP73. Gene Ontology annotation, biological process: protein localization to mitotic spindle pole body; microtubule anchoring at mitotic spindle pole body; mitotic sister chromatid segregation. The transcript has 13 exons. Gene Ontology annotation, cellular component: MWP complex; mitotic spindle; microtubule organizing center. Lineage: Eukaryota; Metazoa; Chordata; Actinopteri; Cyprinodontiformes; Fundulidae. The record is from RefSeq and is a predicted model, not a curated record. Gene Ontology annotation, molecular function: protein binding. The coding region runs from base 198 to 1547 and encodes 449 amino acids.
GUUUUACGUUCAAAGAAACGAACCCAACAACAGUCGGAUUAAUAAUGUGAACCCAACGCUUCCACACGAAGAAAAAUAAAUAAAUAAAGAUGGAAUAAACACAAGCUUCUCUGGAUGGCUUGUAGAGGUCUGUGCAUCUGGCGUUUUGUUAAAGGAAGGGACGCUGCUGAUGUCAGGAGAGCAAUCGUGGGCGCAAAAUGAAUUUCUCCGAGGUCUUUAAGCAAUCCAACCAGCUUUGUAAGGUUUCACCUAAUGGCAAAUAUUUGGCUACCUGCGUACAAUACAGACUGGUGGUGAGAGAUGUUAGCACUCUGCAGAUCCUGCAGCUCUACACCUGUCUGGAUCAAAUAUCCCACAUGGAGUGGUCCUCUGACUCUCUAUUCAUCCUGUGUGCUAUGUACAAGCGGGGGCUGGUACAGGUGUGGUCUCUGGAGCAGCCGGAGUGGCACUGCAAGAUUGACGAGGGCUCAAUCGGGCUGGUCUCCUCGCGCUGGAGUCCGGACGGACGUCACAUUCUCAACACCACCGAGUUCCAUCUGAGAAUUACCGUCUGGUCCCUCUGCACGAAAGCCGUGUCUUACAUCAAGUAUCCCAAAGCAUGUCAGAAGGGAAUAGACUUCAGCAGAGAUGGACGCUAUAUGGCCUUAGCCGAGCGCCGUGAUUGCAAAGACUAUGUUAGUAUAUUUGUAUGUGACGACUGGCAUUUACUCAGGCAUUUCGAGACUGAAACACAAGACCUUGCAGGAUUGGAGUGGUCUCCCAAUGGCUGUGUGCUAGCAGCGUGGGACAGCUGUCUAGAGUACAAGGUUUUGCUGUACUCCCUGGACGGCCGAUUGCUGUCGACCUACUGUGCCUAUGAGUGGUCACUGGGUGUGAAGUCUGUGUCCUGGAGCCCCAGCAGCCAGUUCCUGGCCAUCGGCAGCUAUGAUGAGAAAGUGCGCAUCCUCAAUCACAUCACAUGGAAGAAAAUUGUGCAGUUUGAGCACCCUGCGGCCCUGGACAACACAAAAGCUACUGUGUAUAAGGAAGUGGAACGAAGGCCCGCCGUGGUCAGCGAUGAGUUGUCGCUACACGACGUCACGAUGGGCUCCACUCUUUUCAACACACAGAGCAAAUAUGAGAUCUGCACCCUGCCUGUCCAGAUUCCCGCGGUCAAGCCGGACCCAGACAGAGCCAACCCUAAAAUAGGUGUGUCCGUUAUGGCGUUCAGCUCAGACAGUCGCUACCUCGCAACCAAAAAUGACAACAUGGCCACCGCUGUUUGGGUGUGGGACAUGCAGAGGAUGAGCCUGGAGGCGGUGCUGGAGCACACGUCAGCCGUACGCUGCUUUGCGUGGGACCCCCGUCGGCCUCGGCUGGCCCUGUGUGCCGGAAACAGCAAACUUUAUCUCUGGUCCCCGGGAGGCUGCGUUUCUGUUCAGGUUCCUGCUGAAGGUGGUUUUCAGGUCCAGUCCCUGAACUGGCACUGCAGCGGAGACUCUGUGAUCCUGCUUGGGAAAGAGCAGCUUUGCUUGUGCUACAUGGACACUGACCCGGAAGAAAAGUAAAAGUUCACCGCACGUCACUGAAUAGUUCGUUCAGGUUUAAUUAUGUCCUCGAAGACCAGUGGAAGCACUCUGGACAUCUCUAAUGCUGGAUUAUAGCUGCUUAAAAAACCCCAAAAAAUCUUGAAAACUUGAAGACAUUCCUACUCCUUUAAGAAAAAUAAAACGCUUUAAAAAAAAACUAUUUAGAUACUGAGGCACUAGUUUUUCAGCACUGUGAAAACAAUUGUUUUAGCCUUAAACUAUUUGUGUAUGCGUUUCUUUGAAAGUUUUUGGUUAUUCUAAAUAAAGUUUUUUUUUAAAUAAUGAA